GUUGAGGUUGAGAUCGUGGUAAAUAGUGGGUUUCGUAGGUCUAUUUGCAGUUGUGCUAAGCAUGCUUGUUACAGACAUGCUCCCCUUUUCAAUUAUUCAUCAGAUUGUGCACCUAGAUAGCCUAUGGAACUAUUUUGCAUUCUGCCAAGUAUCAGUUUGGAGAUCAUCCCCCAAUGCCUGCCGUAAAUCUACGUUGUGGCUCUGAACAAUUGCGGAUGUAGUCUCCGGGAACAUUCGAAACAAUUAUUAUCUGAUUGCUGAUAUUUGGGAUGCCAGUUUAUUUAUUUAUUUAUAUUUAUUUUUCCAAUUUUCCAAUUUUUUUGUUUAUGUAUUGAUCCCGGAGUGUGACCAAGUCAACAUGUGUAAUAAUCCGACUUUUGGGCCUGUAUUGAUAUCCAUCUAAUGGUGUUAGUAAACCCUGUGAAAGCAUGUCCAGCUUCCACGUUUGCAUACGCGAAUCCUCGGCCAUCGUAGGAGUCGGUUACGCGAACAUGGAGUUCAGUGUGUGAGUUGACCAUGUGGACAUUUUACGGAGGGAACUGCUGACCGCCGCUGCCUCUUCCACAGAACCAAGAGAAGCCACGCUUACUUGCUCAUCAAUCGAUGGAUUGUGUUUAUUAUGACUCUGGAUAGCAGAUUUUCGCUGAAUCAGCUCUAACUUUCAAGCUCAGCCAAACGACUAUCAGUUAUUUUCCCAAGCAAAUCACAGACCUUGUGUUCGGCUCCACAGUAUUUUUGAUACUUGGCCAUGAGGGUCGUUUUAGUAUCUUCUUCACGUGUUGGAAGAGCUGGCAACUUUGGUAUUUUCUGCCUGGCAUUGGUUUUUUCUGCAACAAAUUGAUUGCACUGGGUUUUUCGAUAUUUUUUGUAAACUUCUUAUUGAGAAGCCUGCGGCUUCGCUUCUUGUCCGUGGACUCAAUUGAUGGAUGUUUCCACCGUUGGAGGUGUUGGUGCAUCCAAAAUUAGGGUUCUCUCAAUCGCCAGGAUGAUUGGGACCUGUGUAGUGAACGGUGUGUGAUCGCAGAGCUAAUAUUCACUCAUGUCAACCCAAUGAGCUUUAUAAACAAGUUCAACACAAAGGACUUCGACGAUAGUGUUAGAAAACACGGGUCUCUCAACAGAUGAAGCAGUGAAAAACGAUAACAGACAGUAGAACUGAUGAGAAAUGUACACGAUGUAGAAGGAAAACAAUGGAUUACACCGAAAAAGAAGAGAGAGAGAUGAAGGAAAAACGAGAGCAAGAGCGCUUCUCACAAAGCAAUGAACAAGCGCAGGCAACGCAGAGGAACCCACCUGAAGCCAAACAAAAGGGAAUCCAGCAAAACGAAGAGGGACCCUCUUCAUCUUCCUCAUCCCUACCAUCACCCACACCUGGAGCUAAACCUUCAAAACCCUCGAUCAUUGAUUGGACUUUUUUGGAUAAUGAAUACUCGGACCCAUCAUCUCCCCUUGCUACCAAAAAAGAAGCUAACGUCCAAGAGACCCCAUUUGUUGCACAUGAAGUGUUGCCAACCCACUCUAUGCCACUAAAUGAUAAUAUGCAAAUGGAAAGUGUUCAAUUGGGAACAUCAUCAAAUGUUGAAGGGCCGAAGGUUCAAAGCCGGCGUGGAUCAUUAUCUGUCAUUGACACCAUCAAAACAGCAAUAAUGAAAGCGGAAGAUCCAGAAGAUGAGCCAGGGUUUCUGGAAAGGAAUCCGACAUGGGAGGAUUCAUUGGAACCCACAAAUCUAAAUGAAACCAAAAAAGAAGAGCAAGAAACUGAACAUGGGAAGUUGCAAAGAGCUUUUGCAGCCAUGGCAAAUGCAGAUGGAGGUGUUACUAUUACCAAACAUACCACAGUUGCUGCAAAACGAUGGAAGAAUGCCUACCUCACACUCAAAAGGCUUUUGGCUCUUAGAAAAUUGGAAAGGACAAGUAGAGUUGGGCCUGGAGCUGAAUUGGAUGGCCGCUCAUUAGGACUCUUUCCAGUCAAAAAUCCACUGCGAAAGAUUAUUUUCAAACUAAUGUUCUCUCAAUAUCCACCAAAAAAACACUCCUUUGAGCUUAAUUAUUAUUUAAAAUUAUUUACUGGAAUCAAUUAAUGUUGCUUAAAAAAUAAAUCCUUUCAAAAUCCAUUGUCACAACUGCAUUUAUCUUUGAAAUCCUUUCAGUAUGUGUGAAUAUAUACAUAUGUUUUACAUUUUAGAACACAUGAUUGAAUUGUUUUUUUUUAGAAAAUUGACAAAACUUAAGUUAACAUAUGUUUAUUAAAUUAAAAAUAAGGAGGAUUUGAAAUUUAAAUAUCUAACACAAUCAUAUAUUUUGUUAAGAAGAAAAAUACAUGAAUUAAGUAUCAACUUA
Molecule: messenger RNA, 2340 nt
Organism: Physcomitrium patens
Lineage: Eukaryota; Viridiplantae; Streptophyta; Bryopsida; Funariales; Funariaceae
Source: RefSeq, a predicted model, not a curated record